CUUCAGUAACUUGCAAAACGCUGCCCCUUCUUCUUCUUCGUCUCCUUCGCCCCACCUCUCCCCCGAUCGAAGGGAAACGAAACCCUAGCCAUGGACGAAACGCUAACCCCCGUCCAUGUCCUCGUCCGAUCCCCCGACCUCUCCCUCCCCUCCCGCGCCCUAACCCUCGCCCCCGACUUUACCCUCCGCCGCCUCAAGCUCUCCCUCCUCCUCCCACAAACCCUAGCCCUAGACUCCCUCUACUUCUCCCUCAACGGAAAGCCCCUUCCCGACUCCUCCACCCUCGCCUCCGCCGCCGGCGGCGGCGGCGGCGGCGUCCUCGACCUCACCCUCCGCCUCCGCCUCCGCGGCGGCGGCGGAGAUGGCGGCGCCACCGGCGCCGAGUCCCGCGACUGCUACCUCAACAUGUACGCCACGAAGAAGCCCGAUAAGGUCGACCCCAACGAGACCCGCCUCUCCAAGUGGACCACCUGCGCGCUCUCCGGCGAGCCCCUCGCCCACCCCGCCGUGGUCGAUCGCCUCGGCAACCUCUUCAACAAGGAGGCCCUCAUAGAAGCGCUUCUCCACAAGAAGCUCCCCAAGGAGUUCAAGCACAUCCGCGGGCUCAAGGACCUCAUCCCCAUCCACCUCGAUUCUAUUCCGGGUGCCACUACUGAUGCCGAAACUAAAUUCCAGUGCCCGAUUACCGGUCUUGAAUUCAAUGGGAAGUAUAGCUUCUUUGCGGUCAGGGGUUGCGGCCACGUAUUGAGUGCGAAGGCUCUGAAGGAGGUGAAGUCGACGUCUUGCUUGGUUUGCCAUAAGGAGUUCUCGGAUUCGGAUAAGAUUGUGAUCAACGGGAGCGCCGAGGAGGUCAAGCUGUUGAGGGCAAUGAUGGAGGAGGAGAGGGGGAGAGUGAAGGAGAGGAAGGAGAAGAAGGCGGGCGCUUGCUUGAGCGGCACGAAGCAUGCUGCCGAUGAGAAAGGCGAUGUAUUGGAUAAUGGGAAGAAAGAUAGUAAUGGGAAGAGAUUUAGGGCUCUGGAUAUCGCACCGGCUAAUGCCACGAAGGAAGUGUACGCGUCAAUAUUCACUUCGUCAAAGAAAUCGGACUUCAAGGAGACGUUUUCUUGCAGGUCGCUUCCACUCGGCAGGAACUGAUGGCAAAACUAUGUUAUAUUGCAGUACCAUACUCUCGAAAGGUUGCUUUGAUGUUCUCGGUCACUAUAGCCGUCUUAAAUUGCACUUUUGUAGAGAUUGUGAUAUGAAAUUUCGUGUAGCCGAGUGUGUUUUGAAUUGAACAUUAAAGAUCCUGAAAUGUACUUUGAUAGUUCAUUCAUUUACUCAAAUCAGGACUGCUUAUUUGCUGCACAAUUGCUUCUGCUUAUGUUUAUGAUAGAUUUUAGGAAACUUGAGCUAAUAUUAUGUAAAUGUCAAGUUUAUGAAGCCACAAAAAUAAUGCUUUUAGUUACUAAACAUUUGAAUC
Molecule: messenger RNA, 1459 nt
Organism: Ananas comosus (pineapple)
Lineage: Eukaryota; Viridiplantae; Streptophyta; Magnoliopsida; Poales; Bromeliaceae
Product: protein RTF2 homolog
Exons: 1
Coding region: 91-1134 (347 amino acids)
Biological process (GO): site-specific DNA replication termination at RTS1 barrier; mitotic DNA replication termination
Cellular component (GO): nucleus
Source: RefSeq, a predicted model, not a curated record